GGAAGUGUUCUCCGCCACAAAACUUCGCCUCCACUUCAGCAGCCAUGCCCGGGCGCUUUGUGGCCACGAAACCAGUCGUUCACGCCGAACUCGGUUUGCGUUUGACGAGCCGCUUCUCCGCGCUCAUCGUCGCAUCGAGGAGAGAAGCUUUCUGAGGAGCAUGGAUGGAGUCAGCUGGAGCGCUGCCAGGUCUCACGAGUCUUUCAGAGGCUCCACAGCGACGGCCGACACCCUGUCCAGACUCGCCAGCUUCAUCGCGCGUGCCGACACCAAGCAGCACGUUCAGAACCAGCGCCCCAGCCUCCCCAUGUAUAUCUGCCAAGAGUGCGGUAAAGGUUUCCCCCACGCGGCCGACCUGCUGCAGCACCAGGAGCUGAAGCACACGUUGCCGAAGCCCCACCGAUGCCCGUCCUGUGGGCAGGAGUUCUCCCUGAGGUCGUCCUUGCAGCUGCACAAGUGCGACCGCGAACCCGCCCCGUGCGAGCUCUGUCGCGGGAUCUCGCGGCUCGGCUCCUCUCCGUGCCCGGCGUGCGCCGCCCAGGACUCGGACCCCGGUUCCAGGAUGCAGCCCCACGUGGUGGACCGCAGCCCGUACGCCUGCGCCCCGUGCGGGAGGGGCUUCAGCCAGAAGCAGGCCCUGCUGCACCACCAGCAGGCCGGUUGCAGCGAGCCGGCGUCGCCGUCGGACGUAGCCGACGCCAGCAGCCUCCCGGACGAAUCCCCGCCGGUUUCCGAGGGCGACUCCGCUCGGUCCGACUGUUCGGACGCGCCCCCGGGGACGAGCGGCAGAGCCGUCAGCGUGUGCCGGUUAUGUUCGAGAACCUUCCGCUCGGAGGCCGGACUCCAGCGCCACGUUCAGGGCCACCACGCGGAGGAGGGGCAGGACGCCAAAGGCGGCGGCAGUGCCGGUGGAGACGCACGAAAUCUGAAUGAAGACGAUAAUAAAAGACUAAAAUCGAAUAAGAAGCUUCUGAGCUGUCGCUCCUGUGACAUGGUUUUCAGGAGCACGUCUCAGCUGUACAUGCACCGGAAGGAGAAGCACAGCCGAGAGAAGAUCGUGAGGAGGGAACCGAGGCCGGUCGUCAGCAAGCGCAGGAGGAAAGGGGGAACGUACCCAUGUCAGCUCUGCGGUAAAGUCUUCGUCCAUCACCUGUCGCUCAGAGCACAUUACAGACGCCACACGGACUCCAGCUUCAGCAGCCAGUCUGCGCCGUGCGCCACCAAAGACUCCACGUUGUCUGAAAACGCACCAAAUAAAGUGAAACCCAGCCUAGGAGAUAAUAACAAUACUAAUACUAAUAAGAAGGCUGGUAGAGGGAGGCCCAGGAAGUUCCGGAGAGUUUUCAGGAAGGCUGGCGACGCAGGGAGAAGCGGCGAAGUGCCUGAACGUGUGGAGGAAGCAGCAGCAGCAGCAGCAGCGGCAGCAGAAAGAGAGUUUCCCUGCCCGUCCUGCGCAGAGGUUUUCUCUUUGCGGCAGGAGCUGAGGGAGCACGUGGAGCUGCACCAGUCCUCCGUGAGGACGCGGCAGUGCAGCGUCUGCGCCAGCGACAUGGACACCUGCAAGUGGCCGAGCUCCAAGAGGCAGCGGCUGUACCACUGCGUUCCCUGCCAGCAGGGCUUCUCAGCGCUGGACCCGUUCCUAGAACACUGUCAGGAACACCUACGGGUCCGGGUGGAGGAGGACGGACUCACCGAGGGCUACGCUCACCCGGCCGCUAAAGCCUGAGCUUCUCAGUCUGAUUGUCUCCAACGCUUUCUGCCUUUUUUUGUUGCCUUGAAGGGUUUUUAGACAGCGAUGAAACCUGAGUGAAAUUAUCCACAGCGACCACGUAUAAUCUUACACAUCUAUACGUUUUUCUUUAAGAAUUCCAAAUGUUUUCGACGUUCGGGGCCGGGAUUCGAUUCAGUAUCAGGUCAUUUAGAGACGCUUUAGUUUCAAAACUAUUCCACUCAAAUUUAAAAGUGGUCCCAGAGAUUUGUGGUGUUUCCCCCGUUCAGUUGGAGCUUGAAAAGGGGAAGAUGUCGGAAAUGUUUUUUUUCAUUUCUUUAUGAAUUGAUAUUAAAUCUUUCAAAUACAGGUGGAUUUGUUUUCUACUCAGCCCUUUGUUUAACAGUCUGAUGUGUUCGACAUGAGAUUCAUCACAGGUUUUUUGUGAAAAGGGGGGAAAUCGUACAGCGAGCUGAGUUCAUCCAGCCAGUUUUACCCUGAAUGACGCCACAGAGCAUAAACGUGUUAAGGUGUUAAUCCUGUGAAAUGACCCGACCUUGCUUCAUCGCGGCGUUUCCUAGCUAUGCAAACCGACUGAUUAUGUGAGUGAGUGAAUGGACUAGGAUUGACAGGAGUUUUGUGUUUUUUUUCCUUCUCUUCUCUUUUAGUUUUUAUUUUAAGGUGCUACUGUGAAAACGUAGGACGAGGUUUAGUAGAUUUGGAAGCUUCCACUUUUUCAAGGUCUUUUUGUAAGUUUAGCUGAAGACUCUUUAUAGGUGAGAUCAUUAAAACUUAUCAGAACUCA
Molecule: messenger RNA, 2513 nt
Organism: Mugil cephalus (flathead mullet)
Lineage: Eukaryota; Metazoa; Chordata; Actinopteri; Mugiliformes; Mugilidae
Exons: 2
Coding region: 161-1726 (521 amino acids)
Source: RefSeq, a predicted model, not a curated record